Molecule: messenger RNA, 1717 nt
Organism: Fopius arisanus
Lineage: Eukaryota; Metazoa; Arthropoda; Insecta; Hymenoptera; Braconidae
Product: glutathione synthetase
Exons: 10
Coding region: 221-1648 (475 amino acids)
Biological process (GO): glutathione biosynthetic process
Cellular component (GO): cytosol
Molecular function (GO): glutathione binding; ATP binding; glutathione synthase activity
Source: RefSeq, a predicted model, not a curated record
UCGUAUACGUUGAUGCUGUCAAGGUCGUUACCCAUCCCAAACAACACGUGUUUAUCGCAUUGAUGUAACUCGUCAUCACUAAUCAUCACUGCUAUCUCAUAAUAUUGUUGCUGUUGUCUGUCGAGGGUGCGCCUCCCACAUAUUUAGACGCACUCAAGUAUUUUUAUUGAAAUCGUCAAUCGUGUCAUUGUUUAUUUAUUCAGGUUAUUGUGCACUGAGCAUGGAGAUGACUAAAUUGAAUUCCUGUGUUGACGUGCCACUGACAGGUGGAAUUCUCGAGGAAACUGUUGACAAAGCCAAGGAUUUUGCUCUGAUGCAUGGUAUGUGCAUGCACUGGAAGGAGAAUUUUGAUCGAAAUCGAGUGCAAGUAGCCAAGUUUAUGUUAUUACCAACAACUUUUCCCACGAACGAGUUCUCCAAGGCCCAGAAUAUUCAGGUCCUCGUUAAUAAAUUGAUUCACAAAGUGUCAUGUGAUCAUGACUUCCUCACGGAGGCAUUGAAAAGCACUAUCGAAACUGACGAAUUGACCUCCGAACUGUUUAAAAUCUACAAAACUGUUCAUCAAGAAGGAUUUGCUCAGAAAAUCAGUCUGGGGCUUUUGCGGUCUGACUACAUGUUGGAUAAUGAUUCAAAAAUAAAACAGGUGGAAGUCAACACAAUGGCGUCGAGUUUCGCAGGGUUAUCUGAAGUCGUUACCGAGUUGCAAAAGUAUAUUCUCGGAGAAUUGGGGCAUUUCGAUAAGACUGUCAAUCUUCCAGAGAAUCAUUCAGCUACAGGACUGGCUGAGGGACUGGUUGAUGCCUGGAAAGCUUAUAACAACCAAGAGGCAGUGAUUUUAUUCGUUGUUGAAGAGAUAACCUGCAACAUUUGUGACCAGAAAGCUUUGGAAAUAGGGAUUCGACGGAGAAAUCCUAGGAUCAGAGUCAUCCGUAGGACUUUUAAAUAUUUAAUCGAAAAUGCUCAGCUUCGGCCCAAUAAGGAAUUGAUAGUGGAAAAUAAUUUAGUAUCAGUCGUGUAUUAUCGAACUGGUUACGAGACAUCUGCCUAUCCCACAGACAGAGAAUGGGAGUUGAGACUUCUGAUCGAACGAUCUCGUGCCAUCAAAUGCCCCUCCAUCCAGUACCACCUAGCUGGUACGAAGAAAGUCCAACAAGUUCUAGCGCAACCAGGGGUUCUGAGGAGAUUUCUGUGUGAAAGUGAAGUAUCGAAGGUUCAAGAUGCCUUCGUAGGACUUUAUUCACUUGAUUUCGAUAAGCUCGGAGAUGAAGCUAUGGAGAUGGGUCUCGCGAAUCCUGAAAAGUACGUUUUGAAGCCACAACGUGAAGGGGGUGGUAACAAUGUAUAUGGCCUUGAUGUAAAGUCAAAACUAGAAGCCAUGAGGAACUCGAAGGAGCGAACAGCUUGGAUCCUUAUGGAACUGAUAAAAACUCCAAUCCACAGAAAUUACCUCAUCUCUCCAAACAUCCCGAAACCCUCACUUCAGGAUUUUGUCUCCGAAUUGGGCAUUUACGGCGUCAUCCUCGGAGAUGACAAUGAAAUCAGGGUGAACAAACAAGUUGGCCACGUGAUACGAACAAAACCCCUGGGAGAGGACGAAGGGGGAAUAAUUGCUGGAGCUGGAGCCCUGGAUUCUCCCUAUUUAUUAUAAAUGUUUUUGUAUUUUUUAACUUGACCUAAUGGAGCACUAAAUCAAAAUAUAUUAUAAUCGUGUUGAGGA